CCUGGCGCGUUUUCCCAUUUCCUUUUAGUAUCACGCGAAAGUUUCCACGGGAACAACCCUUUCAGUGGCCAAUGGGAACACAGCAGCGCUAGCUGGGGCACCAUGAGGGGGCACCAGAGGUGACGCAACGCUCCAAUCAGAUGCAUUUGAUGGGCAACGACGCCGUUUUGUUUUCGGUGGUUCUGUUAAGCGCCUUGUCGAUUCUGAGUGGACGCUGCAAGGUUUUACGUGAAGAUUUCACUUCGACGAUCUGUUCGCCUCCUCUGCUGGUCGUCAACGGGUCGGAGACGGUGAAGGGCGAAUUCCGCAUCCGAAGCCAGUUUUCCCAUGUGAAGGAGGUGAAGUUUUCCGGCUCCAUCGGCCCGCUGGGCGAGAAACGACUGUGCAAAAUCAAGUGCAUUGGGGGGAAAUGGGUGGGCCCCCUAUGUGUCGGCCAGCAAGUGAACGGGCGAUUCGAGUCGCUGCUCAAAAGCUGCAAGCUGCACUACAUCAACCCCAACCAGGUGGUUACGUUCAAGAAUGUCAUCAUCAAUAACCCAGGGGUGGCAUUUCCGCAUGGGUCCCAGCUGCAGGUGCGCUGUAGGGAAUUGGGGCUGUACAAGCUGCUGGGCACCGCCUCCCCACGCUGCCUCAACGGCGAUUGGACCUCGCGUUUGCCCAGCUGCGUCCCCACCACGUUCCUGACCAACUUUACCGAGGACGCGCCGCCCACCAUUUUGAUCAAAAUCCCUUCGGGCUCUGCCAGCGUGGAACCGGCAGGAUAUCUGGCGGUUUUUCCCGGAUCCACCAUUCACUUUGAGUGUCUCUACCAGCGCAGAGUGGGCGCCCCUGAGUGGACCUGGACCCCCUCGGAGAAGUACCUUGCAGGAUGGGCGAUCGCAGAGGAGGAAAAGGACUUGACGUACCGCCUUUCGAUCUACUAUGCAAAGGCGCAGGAUUCCGGAACGUUCACAUGCGCCACCCCUAGGGGCAUCACCAACAGCGUGGUUCUACAUGUGGUCUCGAUUACGUGCGACCCCAUUUCGGUGCGCGGCAUCCAUCUCACCGUAAGGGUGGAGGGCACCCGGUUGGGGAACAAGGCCAUCUUCCACUGCCCGCUUGGGUACUUAGUGAGCGGCGCCCCCAAUCUCACCUGCCAGGCCUCUGGAAAAUGGUCGGCGGACGUCCCAAAGUGCGAGCCAGUUCAGUGUCCGUCCUUGCACGCCCCUGGGGGACUGGAGGAGCCCCACUUGCAGCUGGAGGAGCACAACAACAGCUACGGGGGCCGGGCGAUUUUCAGUUGCGCUUGGGGCUACAAGCUGCUGGGCCCGCCUGGGCUUGAGUGCGAGAUCAGCGGAAAUUGGAGCGGACGGCUCCCCAAGUGCUUGCCUGUGCAAUGCCCGCCCCCAGUUCUACCCAUCAACGGCCACCUGAUCCAGUCAGAAAGUCCUGGAAUGGACGGGGAGCGUUACGCGGUGGGCAGUUUGGUGCAGUUCGCCUGCAAAGGGGCGCAUCUGCUCGAAGGGGAGGCCAGCAUCAUCUGCACGGAAACCGGCUUCUGGAGCCACCCGCCGCCCUUCUGCAAACCGCGCUGUCCCUACCUGGGGGACCCGGACAACGGCCUGGUGAUGCCCACCAAAUUUGCCUACGAGCCCGGCGACGAGCUGCAGGUGUCCUGCAAUCCCGGAUUCGAGUCCCGAAUGGAUCAGCAACGCGUCCGCUGUCUGCCGGACGGGCGCUGGGAUGCGCCGCUGCCCAACUGCACCAGUUACGACCAGAUUUAAGGGGUUUUUGCCCCCCACGUUUUGUGGCCUGAGGUUUUAUCAGACCAUCAUUUUCCUCUUGCCAGGACAAAUAAGGCUUGGGGCACUCCAUUUGGCCAAAACACUGACUGCACGUUCCCUCCCUAGACUCUUAAACUGAACAUCUAAAAAAAUCCAGACGAAAUUGGCAAAUGCUCAGACAACUAACCUUUAGUCUCUUCACUCAGUACCUGUGGUUUAACGGAAAAAAACUUCACUCCCGGACAAAUUCGCGUCAGCAACCGAACCGAUGGAAUUCAGUGGGAUUCUAGUCACGUUUCACUGAUCAACCCGAGCGGCAGAACAAUUGGACGCCACAAAGCCCCUCUUUUGCAAUUUUUGCAUGUUCAAUAGGUAGAUUCUAGAGCCAGUAGCCCCGUUAGGACAUUAAUAAAAACUCCAAAUCAAAUCUA
Messenger RNA from Dendroctonus ponderosae (mountain pine beetle), 2194 nucleotides. Its product is annotated as locomotion-related protein Hikaru genki. The transcript has 10 exons. Bases 141 to 1763 code for a protein of 540 amino acids. Lineage: Eukaryota; Metazoa; Arthropoda; Insecta; Coleoptera; Curculionidae. The record is from RefSeq and is a predicted model, not a curated record.